AUGAUAUCGUGCUUUAAGUGUGGUCGAUCGGGCCAUUUCGCUCGUGAAUGUAUGAAUUUGCCUGGAAACAAUUCAACAUAUUUUGAAUCUUUUAAUGAUAUGAAUUGCAAUGAAAACAUGUUUAAUAAUUUUAAUUCUUUUGUUUAUAAUAAUAAUAAUAAUAAUAAUAAUAAUAAUAAUAAUAAUAAUAAUAAUAAUAAUAAUAAUAAUAAUAAUUCAAUUAAUGGAUUACAACGUUGUUAUCGUUGUAAUGAAUUCGGUCAUAAAGCUCGUGAAUGUUUAUCAGAUAAUGAUAUUCGUACAUGCUAUAAUUGUGGUCAAAACGGACACAUUCGUACGGAUUGUACAACAUCAGUAAAUACAAUGUCAAAUAUGUAUCGUAAUUCAAGAAAUAAUACUCUCUGUUAUCGUUGUGGUCAGUCUGGACAUUUUGCAAGAGAUUGUUCGAUAUCAAUAGAGAGUAAUGGUGCUCCUGUACCCGAUGUAAUAAACGGUGUUUUGAGUGAUCGAAUUUGUUUUAAUUGUUCACGUCCUGGUCAUAUUGCUGCAGCGUGUCCAGAAAUUAGUCAAACAAAUAUGCGUGAUGUUAUUUGUUAUUGUUGCAAUCAAACUGGUCAUUUAUCUCGCGAUUGUCCCGAGUCUAGUAUCAAAUGUUACUCUUGUGGUUUAAUGGGUCAUAUGGCACGCAAUUGUUCCAAUAAUCGUAUAUUUUCUUCAGCACCAUUCAUGCAACAACGUCAGAUGACUGUUUCAAAUCAAUUAAAUGACGCAUACAUGCCAUUAAUUAAUUAA
This is a messenger RNA of Rotaria socialis, 792 nucleotides long. NCBI's taxonomy places the organism in Eukaryota, Metazoa, Rotifera, Eurotatoria, Philodinida, Philodinidae. The record is from the annotation of a GenBank genome assembly.